Microstroma glucosiphilum is the source of this 911-nucleotide messenger RNA. RefSeq names its product putative rho GDP dissociation inhibitor. The coding region runs from base 190 to 789 and encodes 199 amino acids. The record is from RefSeq and is a predicted model, not a curated record. Gene Ontology annotation, biological process: Rho protein signal transduction. Lineage: Eukaryota; Fungi; Basidiomycota; Exobasidiomycetes; Microstromatales; Microstromataceae. The transcript has 6 exons. Gene Ontology annotation, cellular component: cytoplasm; cytosol; membrane. Gene Ontology annotation, molecular function: Rho GDP-dissociation inhibitor activity; protein binding.
ACCCCAGCCGCGACACGCGCGCCUUGUUCCCCUGGACACAUUGCACUCCUGUCACUCGCCCUCACUGCACCUCACCUCGCCUGCAAGACGCUGCCGCCCCUCAUCCUGCUGCUUCCGUCAGAACCACAUCACAAUCACAGACGACCCCUAGCAUUCUCAGACUCCCAUCUUCCUAGACCCUCCUUUGCAAUGUCACACUCACAAGACGCCUCAGUGGCAGAUGACGAGCUCAAGCCCUCCACCACAGAGGGAUACAAGGUCGGAGAGAAGAAGACUCUCGACGAGUACACACAGCUCGACGCCAAUGACGAGUCACUCGCAAGAUGGAAGGCAAGCUUGGGCAUCGGAGCAAGUGGGGGAGCUGAUCCCUCCAAGCCAAAGCUGACCCUCCACUCGCUAGCCCUCAUCUCCGAUACCGCCCCUGGCGGACGAGUUGGCAUCAACCUCGAGCAGUCAAAGGACAAGCUCGAAGCACUCAAGAAGAACCCAAUCACCAUCAAGGAGGGAGUGGAAUAUAGCGUGUCGAUCAGCUUCUCGGUGGGGUCUGAUGUCCUCUCGGGUCUCAAGUAUCUACACGUCGUUAAGCGGGCAGGUGUGACAGUGGACAAGCUCGAGGAGAUGAUCGGCUCCUAUGGUCCUCGUAACGAGCCGUAUGAGAAGAAGUUCGUACAGGAAGAGGCGCCUAGCGGGAUGCUCGCCCGCAGUGGGACCAAUGUCGUGAGGAGCAGAGUGGUCGACGACGAUGGAGCCGUCUACGCAGACUGGACGUGGGCCUUCAAGGUGAGAUAAGGGUGCGGGAAGACUAUGUUGGAGUAAUGGUCUUGCUGACCAUACCACCGCACCACUUACACCUCUUGACCGAAAUCUCCCUUGCAGAUUGCAAAGGACUGGUCGUAGCAUCGCAGCCUGUG